AUGUCCCGGAAAACAGUUAGCAGGAAGCGGAAGGCGGCGGCUGCCGCCGAGGGGCCCGAGGGGCUCGAAGGAGAGCAGUGUGGAUGGGAUCACCAUGUUCGCAAAAGGAAAAGACUGACCCCAGUGAAAAGGUCUAUGGUGUACUACCUGAAAGGCAGAGAAAUCAGGAUGCAGAAUGAGUCCAGCUAUAGCCGUGUGUUGCAUGGAUAUGCAGCCCAGCAGCUACCCAACCUCCUGAAAGAGAGACAGUUUCAUCUUGGAACCCUUAAUAAAGUGUUUGCCUCCCAGUGGCUCAACCACCGACAAGUGGUGUGCGGGACAAAAUGCAACACAUUGUUUGUAGUAGAUAUCCAGACUGGUCAAAUCACCAAGAUUCCUAUUCUGAAAGAUCGUGAACCUGGCGUGGUGAACCAGCAGGGAUGUGGUAUUCAUGCCAUUGAGCUCAAUGCCUCAAGGACCCUUCUGGCCACAGGUGGAGACAACCCAAACAGUCUUGCAAUUUAUCGUCUGCCUACACUCGACCCUGUCUGUGUGGGAGAUGAUGGACAUAAGGACUGGAUAUUUUCAAUUGCAUGGAUCAGUGAUACUAUGGCUGUUUCAGGUUCCCGGGAUGGUUCGAUGGGCCUUUGGGAAAUCACAGAGGAUGUGUUGUCCAAAAGUGAUGCCAGGCAUAAUCUCUCUCAAGUUCCUGUCUAUGCCCACAUAACACACAGGGCUCUGAAGGAUAUCCCCAAGGAGAACAACAAUCCUGACAACUGCAAAGUCCGAGCACUGGCUUUCAACAAUAAGAACAAGGAGCUGGGAGCUGUGUCCCUAGAUGGGUAUUUUCAUCUCUGGAAAGCAGAGCACACACUGUCAAAGUUACUUUCCACGAAGUUGCCAUACUGCCAGGAGAAUGUGUGUUUGGCUUAUGGUCAGGAGUGGUCAGUGUAUGCAGUGGGAUCACAGGGACAUGUCUCCUUUCUGGAUCCCAGGCAGCCUCCUCACAGUGUUAAAUCCAUCUGUUCCAAAGAACGAGGCAGUGGUAUUCGAUCAGUGAGCUUCUAUGAGCACAUCAUCACAGUGGGAACAGGGCAAGGUUCCUUAUUGUUUUAUGACAUCAGAGCCCAGAGGUUCCUGGAUGAAAAGCCCCCACGUGUCUGCUACAAACAGAAUGAGGAAUUGGGAGGAAGUGAAAUUCUCAAGUUGACUACUGGGAAAGGCUGGCUGAAUCAUGACGAAACCUGGAGGAAUUAUUUUUCUGACAUAAAUUUCUUCCCAAAUGCUGUUUACUCCCACUGCUACGACUCGUCUGGAACGAAACUCUUUGUGGCAGGAGGCCCUCUUCCAUCAGGACUUCAUGGGAAUUAUGCUGGUGUCUGGAGCUAAUAACUCUUUAUAAAUGCUGAUCUUUACCCAGAUUUCCACUUUUCUUUUCCUUUUGUAACAACAAAGUUGUGUGAUGCUAUUGAUUUCUGAUUUAAAUGCAAGUUAUUUUUUGGCAGAGUUCUCUGUUGGUCUCCAACAGUUUUGUACAUCUUUUUGAACCAAUUUUUUGCUUUAGCCUUCUUUAUCCUUUAUAUGAAGGGUUUUUGAAAUCCCUUUUUACUGUAUUUACUCCAAAUGACUCUUCCCCCAGAUUUAGGCUAUCAUGGCCAUGUGCCCCCUGCCCUACUUUGCUGUGAGGUAGGAUUCCUUUCUUAUAGAGUGGUUGCUUCUGGGCUUUCUGUGAAAGUCUAGGGGCUGUGUGUGUGCAGGUACUUUGUGUCAGUUACAUUACCUGAAGUGAGAACUACUUGUAAGUAAAAAAUAUAAAAAAUAUUUAUAAGAGAUAAGCUACUACUUUAUCUGCAGAACCUGGCCCAGGCCUGGGUUGAUCUUAUUUUUUAAAAGUACAAGUCGAAUGACACUGUUUAUACAUAGAGGAUUACGAUAACUUUAAGCUGUACUUAGUAGAGCCUA
Indicator indicator is the source of this 1941-nucleotide messenger RNA. RefSeq names its product DDB1 and CUL4 associated factor 12 (gene DCAF12). Gene Ontology annotation, cellular component: Cul4-RING E3 ubiquitin ligase complex. The transcript has 9 exons. Gene Ontology annotation, molecular function: protein binding. The coding region runs from base 1 to 1368 and encodes 455 amino acids. The record is from RefSeq and is a predicted model, not a curated record. NCBI's taxonomy places the organism in Eukaryota, Metazoa, Chordata, Aves, Piciformes, Indicatoridae.